Lathyrus sativus (Indian pea) is the source of this 2433-nucleotide messenger RNA. The record is from the annotation of a GenBank genome assembly. Lineage: Eukaryota; Viridiplantae; Streptophyta; Magnoliopsida; Fabales; Fabaceae.
AUGGGUGAUGCGGUCAAUGAAGAGGAUUGCAGGGGUAGUGCACUUGUUGCUUCUCCUAAGAGGGACAUAGCUUUCUUUGAUGGGGACAAAGAUUUUGAGCCACCCAAUGGGAUUGAGUUUGAAUCUCAUGAAGCGGCGUAUGCAUUUUAUCAAGAAUAUGCCAAAUCUAUGGGAUUCACCACUUCGAUUAAGAACAGCAGGCGCUCGAAGAAGACAAAAGAGUUUAUUGAUGCCAAAUUCGCAUGCUCUAGAUAUGGAGUAACACCGGAGUCUGAUGGUGGUAGCAGUCGAAGACCGAGUGUAAAGAAGACAGAUUGCAAAGCUUGCAUGCAUGUGAAGAAAAAGCAAGAUGGAAAGUGGAUCAUUCAUGAAUUUAUAAAGGAUCACAAUCAUGAACUUUUACCAGCUCUGGCGUAUCAUUUUCGGAUUCAUAGAAAUGUGAAGCUAGCUGACAAGAAUAAUAUGGAUAUCUUGCAUGCCGUUAGUGAACGCACGAGAAAGAUGUUUGUUGAAAUGUCUAGACAAUCUGGUGGCUGUCAAAACAUUGGGUCUCUUGCGAGUGAUAUGAAUUAUCAGUUUGACAGAGGCCAGUAUCUGGCUUUGGACGAGGGAGAUGCCCAAGUUAUGCUGGAGUAUUUCAAGCACGUUCAAAAGAAGAGCCCCAACUUCUUCUAUUCUAUAGAUUUAAAUGAAGAACAACGUUUAAGAAAUCUAUUUUGGGUUGAUGCAAAAAGUAUUAAUGAUUAUCUCAGCUUUAAUGAUGCGGUUUCAUUUGAUACUACCUACAUAAAGAGCAAUGAUAAAUUGCCUUUUGCUCCUUUUGUUGGAGUGAAUCAUCACUCUCAACCUAUGUUGCUUGGGUGUGCAUUGAUUGCAGACGAGACUAAGCCAACUUUUGUUUGGUUACUGAAGACAUGGCUUAGAGCGAUGGGAGGACAAGCUCCCAAAGUUAUAGUCACUGAUCAAGACAAAGCCUUGAAGGAAGCAAUUGAAGAAGUCUUCCCAAAUGCUCAGCAUUGCUUUUCUCUUUGGCACAUAUUGGAAAAGAUACCUGAAAAUCUGUCUUUUGUGAUAAAACAGUAUAAGAACUUCUUGCCAAAGUUUAACAACUGCAUUUUUAAGUCUUGGACAGAUGAAGAGUUUGACAUGAGAUGGUGGGAAAUGGUGACUAUAUUUGAACUCCAGGAUGAUCUAUGGUUUCAUUCAUUGUAUGAAAACCGGAAAAAGUGGGUACCAACAUUCAUGGGGGGUGUCUUUUUAGCUGGAUUGUCCACACCUCAACGUUCCGAGAGUAUGAAUUCUUUCUUUGACAAAUACAUUCAUAAGAAAAUCACCCUUAAAGAGUUCAUAAAACUAUACGGGUUAAUUCUUCAAAACAGGUAUGAGGAGGAAUCCGUCGCAGAUUUCGAUACAUUGCACAAACAGCCCGCCCUUAAAUCUCCUUCACCUUGGGAAAAACAAAUGUCAACUAUUUACACACAUGCAAUAUUUAAGAAAUUCCAAGUUGAAGUGUUGGGUGUAGCUGGUUGUCAGUCUAGGAUAGAGGUUGGAGAUGAAACUGUUGCAAAAUUUAUUGUUCAAGAUUAUGAGAAGGAUGAAGAGUUUUUGGUUACUUGGAAUGAUUUGAGCUUAGAGGUCUCUUGCUUCUGUCGAUUAUUUGAAUAUAAAGGUUUCCUUUGCAGACACGCAUUGAGUGUUCUCCAACGUUGCGGUUGUUCGAGUGUUCCAGCUCAAUAUAUAAUAAAGAGGUGGACCAAAGAUGCCAAAAUUAGGGAACCAAUAGCAGAUAGUACAAGAAGGAUACAAACUAGGGUUCAACGCUAUAAUGAUUUGUGUAAACGAGCUAUUGAAUUGAGUGAAGAAGGAUCGUUAUCUGAAGAGAGUUACAAUGUUGCUCUCCGUGGACUUGUCGAUAGCCUGAAGAACUGUGUACUUGUAAAUAACGCUACCGACAAUGGUGCAGAAACCGGGAACAGUGGUUGUAGUCUUCGUGAAGCAGAAGAAAAUCAGGGUACCCUUGCUUUGAAACCAAGUAAGAAGAGGAACACAACUCGGAAAAGAAAGGUGCAACAAGAGCAGAAUCCUGUGCUUGUCGACACUCAAGAUAGCCUGCAGCAAAUGGAUAAUCUUACCUCGGAUGCAAUGACCCUUAAUGGAUAUUAUGGUACUCAGCAGAAUGUGCAAGGGCUGCAGGUACAAUUGAACUUAAUGGAGCCGCCUCAUGAUGGUUACUAUGUUAAUCAACACAGCAUGCAAGGCCUGGGUCCAUUGAAUUCUAUGGCUCCAAGCCAUGAUGGGUUUUUCGGAACACAGCAAAGCAUUCAUGGGAUGGGAGGAGGGCAAUUGGAAUAUCGUCCGACAACCACUUUUGGAUAUGGUCUUCAGGAUGAGUCUGAUCCACACUUUCACAACAAUAAUACAAGAAAUACUUAG